This is a messenger RNA of Emys orbicularis (European pond turtle), 1332 nucleotides long. It is a transcript of the gene STX11, whose product is annotated as syntaxin 11. Gene Ontology annotation, molecular function: SNAP receptor activity; SNARE binding. Bases 94 to 960 code for a protein of 288 amino acids. The transcript has 2 exons. The record is from RefSeq and is a predicted model, not a curated record. Gene Ontology annotation, cellular component: presynaptic active zone membrane; endomembrane system; plasma membrane. Lineage: Eukaryota; Metazoa; Chordata; Testudines; Emydidae. Gene Ontology annotation, biological process: exocytosis; synaptic vesicle fusion to presynaptic active zone membrane; intracellular protein transport.
CUCCCUCGAGGAAGCGGCACGUUUCUGCGGGAGGACGCGACUGGAGCAAGCAGCGGGGACUCAGCUUCUCGCCCAUCUUCCUGGAGCGGCAGGAUGAAAGACCGGUUAUGUGAACUGUAUGAGCUAGCUAGGCUUUAUAACCAACAGUUUCCUAACAAUGAAGAUGAUGAGAGUUUACCUCAUGAAACCCUCCUGUUUGAGACUGAUUAUGCCCUCGCAGCUCUUUACAAAGAUAUCCAGAGUAUCCGAACAGACAACCUGCACCUGAAAGAGGACGUCAAACGGCUAGGUAAACAAAGUAAUCGCUUUCUUACCUCCAUGCGCCGUCUUAGUAGUAUCAAACGAGAUACUAACAGCAUCGCCAAAGACAUCAAGGCCCGCGGAGAAGGCAUCCACAGGAAACUCCAGACAAUGAAAGACUUCAAUGAAGAUGCAGAAACAAAACAUGGCACGAUGUCUGUCAUAACCCGUGUAUCAAAGAAUCACUAUGUUGACCUCAUGCAUGCCUUUCAGGAAGCCAUGUUUGAGUACAAUGAGGCAGAGAUGAACCAGCGGGAGAACUGCAAGAUUCGGAUCCAGAGACAGCUGGAGAUCAUGGGCAAGGAUGUUUCCGGAAACCAGAUUGAAGACAUGAUUGAGCAAGGCAAGUGGGAUGUUUUCUCAGAAAAUCUCCUGUCUGAUGUCAGAGGGGCUCGUGCAGCAUUGAAUGAGAUAGAGACGCGACACAAAGAGUUGAUGAAGUUGGAGAGUCGCAUCCGGGAGGUUCAUGAGCUCUUUCUGCAGGUGGCACUACUGGUGGAGCAACAGGCCGACACCUUUGACAUCAUUCAACUGAAUGUGGAAAAAGUUGAGGACUAUGUAGGAGAAGCUAAAUGUCAGGUGAGGAAAGCUUUGGAAUACAGGAGGAAACACCCUUGUCGAACACUCCUCUGCUGUUGCUUUUCAUGCUGCAAAAGCUGAUUCUCCUACUCAAGCCAUUACAGACCAACUUGAAUGUGCCCUAAGAAUGUACAGUUGAAAUAGUGCUUUUUAAAAUGGGCUACUCUUUGGAACAGGGUUGCUUUUGGUUUUUUGGGGUUGGGGUGAUUACCCCUUAGACUGAGAUGCCUUAAGCACAUUCAUGUGCUAAUAAAAGCCAAAUGUUGCUGGCAAAUCAUUUUUAUUAUCUUUAACAAAAAAAAAAAAAUUCAAGCCUAACCAAUUUGGCUGUAAUCAAGGCUAGAGUGCUUAAGAGAGCCUCAUAAAAUGAUACAUGCUCCAAUCUGACACCACCUAAUUUAAAGAAUGAAUGAAAGUCUCAUAGCUUAAUCGAUGAAGGAUGAGUGUUGGUGU